This is a messenger RNA of Macroventuria anomochaeta, 2037 nucleotides long. RefSeq lists its product as uncharacterized. The transcript is spliced from 2 exons. The coding region runs from base 1 to 2037 and encodes 678 amino acids. Gene Ontology annotation, cellular component: spliceosomal complex. The record is from RefSeq and is a predicted model, not a curated record. Gene Ontology annotation, biological process: mRNA processing. Gene Ontology annotation, molecular function: mRNA binding. NCBI's taxonomy places the organism in Eukaryota, Fungi, Ascomycota, Dothideomycetes, Pleosporales, Didymellaceae.
AUGCCCAACUUCAACUUCAAUGCGCCCGUUAUUCGCCUAGGAACACAGUCAGGGCGUGGUGGAGCUGUCGACAGCCCCGUAGGUGGGCGCAAGGAGAGCGCAGCCAUGCCUGCUCGGCGAGGACUGGGCAUGGACCGGGACGGCGAUCGCAGAGACGGACCGCAGCAGGUCAUACCACCCACUCGCGAAGAAAUUGCCCGUACCAUCUUCGUUGGUAACAUCCCGGAUGGCGUGGGAGGAGACGAUGGCAUGGAGCGCAUCCUGGAGACAGCGGGAAAGCUGGUGCGCUGGACACGCGCUACCGACGCCAACAACAAGCCCCAAACGUUCGGUUUCGCCGAGUUCGCGGACGCGCAGAGUCUGGAGACAGCAGCAGAGAUCUUCAAGGAGGUCAAGAUCCCUACAAAGCGACAGAAGCCUGGCCAAGAAAAGACGGAGGACGGUGCAGAGGUGGAGACAAGUCAACUGCAUGUCAUGGUGGACGAUGCGUCAAUCAAAUACGCCGAGGAAUGGAGCAAGACGCGCAACGAAGACGAGGCUACCGUCCAGUUCCGACUCGACAGCGCAAAAGAGGCUUUGUCCGGCGUGCUCGCAAGCCUAUUCAACCCACCAAACAUGCCCCAGAUGGACUACGGCGGUGACGUUAUGAUGCAGGACAUGCCGCCUCAAGAUGGAGACGGCGUCGAGGUUGCUUUUGUCAACCUGACCAACGCGGAAGAUGAGCUUGCGGAUAUCCCUGCGGAAAUGCGCGAGAUCGUUGCGGCCGAGAUCGCAGCAUUCCGUGACCGAUCGAACCAGCGCGAUCGCGAACGACUUCGAAGAGAAGAGGAGCUGGAGGAGGCAGAGCGUCGCCGUAGCGGUAGGCGCUCGCCACCACCCUCUGCACCUACAGGUCCUGGCGGUGCUAAUGGUGUUCCAGUUGGACCAAAGGCAGAUCGAGGCGUUCAAGGAGCUCCAAGCGGCCCGAGAGGCUCCCAAUUCCCCAAGGACUACCAGGGCGGCGUCAACUUCACGAACGGAGGGUCUCUCAAUGGUGGCACAUACUACAGUCGUGAAGACGACGAUGACUCGGCCAGCGACUCUGAGAUUGAGCGCCGACGCAAGAAGAAGCGGGACGAGGAGCUUGAAAGCGAUUACCAGAAGCAGCUUUCUCGAUGGCUCAAGCACGAGAGCAGAAGUGUCUCUUCUUUGGAACGCACAAGCGAUCGCGUGAAGAACCAAGAGGCUGAGCAGCAAGCAGUCCGAGACGCGCAGGCCAAGCAGCUCAAGGACUUCGAUGACGAUCAGGAGGCCUCGAUACGGCGCCAUCUUUACUACCGCGACCGCGGCGAGUACAUGCGUGAGCGUGAGAAGGUCCGCGAGCGAGAGGCAAAAGAAGACGCCGUCGACCGCGCCCAGGAGCAGCGCGAAAUGGCCUCCCAACAGAAGCAACGAGAUCACGCUCGCGGCCAAGCCGAUGCAUUCCUCGACCAACAAGCCGACGAAAUCGAGCGCACACGAGAGCACCGCGAGCCUCAACACUUCAAAAUCUCCCUGGGUGCCGCAGCCAAGAAACUCGAGACCGCUGCUGCUCCCCGCCGCACCGCCGCCGACGUCGAAAACCUCCUCGAAGACGAAGAAGUCACAGAUCAAACCGGCGGCCGCAAGCGCGCCCUCAUCCCUAUCAACUUCGACGCUGCUGUGCGUGCCAACCUCACACAAGAAGAGGUCGAGGAUGCGCAGCGACAGCUUGCCAGGGAUAUUCCCAACGACAAGGAGGGCCUAUGGAAGUGGCCUAUCUCCUGGGAGCAUCUGCCUGAGAAGAACAUCGACAAGGAUAUCAAGGACUGGGCUGCGAACAAGGUCCUGGAACUCAUGGGUCUGCAGGAAGAGAUGUUGGUUGAUGCAAUCGUUGAGCACUUGAAGAGUAGGGGCAGCCCGCAGGCGCUGGUUGAGAACCUCGAAGUGGCCCUCGACGAUGAAGCGGAGUCUCUCGUGAAGAAGCUUUGGCGUAUGGUCAUCUACUACAGCGAGACGGAGAAGCGGGGUAUCAAAUAA